Nematolebias whitei (Rio pearlfish) is the source of this 1121-nucleotide messenger RNA. RefSeq names its product CYFIP-related Rac1 interactor B. NCBI's taxonomy places the organism in Eukaryota, Metazoa, Chordata, Actinopteri, Cyprinodontiformes, Rivulidae. Bases 56 to 1036 code for a protein of 326 amino acids. The transcript is spliced from 11 exons. The record is from RefSeq and is a predicted model, not a curated record. Gene Ontology annotation, biological process: regulation of actin filament polymerization; positive regulation of T cell activation. Gene Ontology annotation, molecular function: small GTPase binding.
GGAGACCCCAGGAGCUCCGCGGGGGAACACGGUACCGAUCACUGAUCCGCGCAGGAUGGGGAACUUAAUCAAAGUGUUAACCCGAGACAUCGACAACAACGCCGGGAACUUCUUCCUGGACUUUGAAAAUGCUCAGCCGUCGGAGUCGGAGACGGCCGUGUGGGACAAGGUGAACCAGGUUCUGACGGAGGCCCAGGUCAUCCUGGAGGACCUGCAGACCUACAGAGGAGCCGGAGAGGAGAUCCGACAGGCCAUCCAGAACCCGACUGCGGACCUGGUCCAGGAGAAGGCCUGGUCCGCUGUAGUCCCUCUGGUCUCUAAACUCAAGACCUUCUACGAGUUCUCUCAGAAACUGGAGUCCAGCCUGCAGUGUCUCCUGAACGUCCUCACCAGCUCCAGCUCCACUCCGACCCAACACCUGGAGUCCCAGCAGGCGCUGGCCCGCCAGUUCGCCCACAUCCUGCACUUCACGCUGCGCUUUGAUGAGCUGAAGAUGACCAACCCCGCCAUCCAGAACGACUUCAGCUACUACCGCCGAACCAUCAGCCGAAUGCGGAUCAACAACCAGUCGUCGGACGCAGGAAGUGAUGUCAACAACGAGCUGGCCAAUCGGAUGUCUCUGUUUUACGCCAACGCCACGCCCAUGCUGAAGACGCUGAGCGACGCCACGUCCAAGUUCGUCUCAGACAAUCCAGACGUCCCGAUUGAAAACACGACGGACUGUUUGAGCACGAUGGCCUGCGUCUGCAAAGUGAUGCUGGAAACGCCGGAGUACCGGAGCCGUUUCACCAGCGAGGAGACGGUGUUGUUCUGCCUGCGGGUGAUGGUCGGAGUCAUCAUCCUGUACGACCACGUCCACCCGGCCGGAGCCUUCGUGAAGACCUCCAACAUCGACAUGAAAGGCUGCAUCCGAGUCCUGAAGGAGCAGCAGCCCAGCAGCGUGGAGGGUUUACUCAACGCUCUCAGGUACACGACCAAACACCUGAACGACGAGACUACCUCCAAGCAGAUCAAGAGCAUGCUGCAGCCAAAUUAACGAGUUCUGGUCCAAACGUCAGGAGAACUACUGAAAAACCUUCGGCUUUAAAGAUUGUUGUUGUUUUGUUGUUGUUUUUAUUUUU